Molecule: messenger RNA, 2285 nt
Organism: Selaginella moellendorffii
Lineage: Eukaryota; Viridiplantae; Streptophyta; Lycopodiopsida; Selaginellales; Selaginellaceae
Product: serine/threonine-protein kinase D6PKL2
Exons: 3
Coding region: 285-1862 (525 amino acids)
Biological process (GO): protein phosphorylation
Cellular component (GO): nucleus; cytoplasm; plasma membrane
Molecular function (GO): protein serine/threonine kinase activity; ATP binding
Source: RefSeq, a predicted model, not a curated record
GAAAUUUCUUUUCUCAUAUAGUGUGUCUGCCUCUCAAAUUUCUUGCGGCAGCUGCCGCGCGCUAUACCUCCGAUCUUGCUGCCACUGCUCUCCAGGACGAAUUUUUUUCUAGGGUUUCCUAGGGUUUAGCGCGCCUUGCCCGGUGGUGGCAUGGCAUGGUAGAUUGUGAGCUCCAGAUGCGUCGGUGAGCUCCAGAUGUGUCGGUCUCGCGAUCAAUGGCGCGCGCGAGGAAAAUCUCUCCCAACAGAUAGCUAGCGGAGGAGGAGGGAUCUCUGGCGAGAGGGAUGGAGAGCUCAUGCGGUGGCAUCGAGGGCGGCAUGAGAAAUUGUAGCAUCAGCGCUGGCGAUCACGGUAAGGUGAGCGAUGGCACGGCCUCGGCGAGCGAUUCCAAGUCGAGCGGCUCCAAGGCGAGCGGCGCUGCGAAAUCCAGCGCCCGGGGGUGCGGCGGUGGGAUUGGGGGCGAGAGCGCCAAGAGCAGCGAGAGCCGGGGCUCUAACAGCAGCGCCGUGAGCGACAGCAACGAUAGCAGCUGUAGCUCCUUCAGUGGCAACAGCAACAAGCCUCACAAGGCGAAUGACAAGCGCUGGGAGGCGAUCCAGGUUGCGAGAACUCGCGAGGGAUUGCUGGGUCUCAGCCACUUCCGGCUGCUCAAGAGGCUCGGGUGUGGCGACAUUGGCAGCGUCUAUCUCGCGGAGCUGCGAUCUACCAGCUGCUACUUUGCGAUGAAGGUCAUGGACAAGGGAUCGCUGGCUAGCAGGAAGAAGGUGCUGAGAGCCCAGACCGAGAAGGAGAUACUCUCCUUGCUGGAUCAUCCAUUUCUUCCCACGCUCUACACACACUUCGAGACGGACAAGUUCUCGUGCCUAGUGAUGGAGUUUUGCACUGGCGGGGACUUGCACACCUUGCGCCAGCGGCAACCAAACAAGCACUUUACGGAACAAGCUGCGAGAUUCUAUGCCUCGGAAGUUCUUCUGGCACUGGAGUACCUCCAUAUGCUCGGGAUCGUGUACAGGGACUUAAAGCCGGAGAACGUCCUGGUGAGAGAAGACGGCCACAUAAUGCUGUCCGACUUCGACUUGUCACUCCGCUGCGUGGUGAGCCCGACUCUCGUCAAGUCUGCUGCCUUGGACGGCGAUCCUCUCCGGCGGCUGCCACUCUACUGCGUCCAGCCAUCCUGCGUCCAGCCGGCGUGCAUCCAGCCAGUGUGCGCGCAGCCAUCGUGUUUUCUCCCCAGGCUCCUCCCGCAGAUCUCCAAGAAAGGCCGGAAGUCGAAGAACGACGUCGGGAACCAAGUGAGCCCGCUGCCCGAGCUCGUAGCCGAGCCGACUGGAGCGAGGUCCAUGUCCUUCGUCGGCACUCACGAGUAUCUGGCUCCGGAGAUCAUCAAAGGCGAGGGGCACGGGAGUGCUGUGGACUGGUGGACUUUCGGGAUUUUUCUCUACGAGCUUCUGCACGGAAAGACGCCGUUCAAAGGCACAGGCAACCGCGCGACGCUGUUCAACGUUGUUGGCCAGCCGCUCAAGUUUCCAGAGGCGUCCGAGGUGGGAUUCCCGGCGAGAGACUUGAUCCGGGGGCUGCUCGUCAAGGACCCGCAGCACAGGCUGGGAUCCAAGCGCGGUGCUACGGAGAUCAAGCAGCAUCCUUUCUUUGAAGGCGUCAACUGGGCCUUGAUCCGAUCGACCGCUCCUCCGGAAGUUCCCAGGCCGUUUGAGCCGGAAGUUGUGCGAUCGACUUCCACUGCUCAAGCUGUAUCAGGGGAGAAAUCUGGAGGAACAGGGACAGGGGCAGGGACAGGGACUGGAGGAGCAGCCAAAGGCGACUCGAAUGGAUCGAGCGCUUAUCUCGACUUCGAUUUUUUCUAGCGGCAUCAUGCUGGAAAAGGUAGAAAAAACCACUUUUUUCUCUCUAGCAGCAUCGGCAGUGGCAGCAGCAGCAGCAGCAGCAGCGAUUUUUAUUUAUAGUUCUAUAAAUUUGGAUCGAUCGAAGAACAAGGAGACGAUUGACGAAGCUGGUGUUGCUUGUAGGUGAAAAAAACGAAAGAAAAAAAAUCCCAGGCGUGACACGGAAGUGACUUGCUCGUUGUCUCCUUUGUUCUUGCUUUCUCUUGAUCUCUACGCUCUCUAUUCAGGUGUAUAUUAUAUAGUGAUCUCUCCAAAGGCGGCAGUACUUCCAUUUAUACCAAGACGCCUCUUCCGGGAACUUGGGAAGAACAAGGAAAAAAAAAAAUAAUCAAUCUUUGUCAAAAGCUUGGUGGUUUGUACCUUGGUGAAAAUCAGAUUUUUUUA